AUGAUAGAUCAUGGUGCAGGUUAUGUAAAGCUUACUUUAAGAGUUGCAGGUCCUUCGUCGUCUUCGUCAUCUACUGCUGCUUGUCCUAAGAAAAGGAUUUUACCACCAAGAAAGGUUGGUACUUUAGCAAGUGUUUUAGCGGAAGAAGUAGCAGCUGGACAAGAAGAGUCUAUUACCGGUGACACAUAUAUUAUGCUGACUUCGGAUGAAAAUAUUUCUCAAACAUGUGACAUAGUAGAAGAAAAAGGUUUAGACAUAAGGGAGGAAACAACAAUGACCAAUAAAGAAGAGGAAACAAUAAUGACUAAUAAAGAAGAGGAAACAAUAAUGACCAAUAAAAUAGUAGAGGGGGAGGAGGAAGAAAUACAAGUGCCUUCAUUCAAAAUUUGGGAAGAAGAUGUUGGUAGUGGGUUACGUAGUAAAGCUCAAGAGGAAGAUAUUUCCGAUGCUGCCUAUGAAAAACGUCAUCGGAAGCACGAGCUUGCUGAGAAGAAAUUAAAGAAUAGAGAGAGGGAAAGAUUGGCGUAUGAACGAUAUCAGCAACAAUUGGCAGUUGAGAGAUUACGAAAUACUGAUUCCAAAAGUUUAAUAUCAGUUGCAGCUUUUCGUAAUAAUGAUGUGACAAAUGAUAUGAGUAAAUUGGAAACAGUACAUAAAAAACUUCUUAAAGAAGCAGAAGAUACAUUAGCACGAUAUGAUUCAUUGGGAUUAGGAGGAAAUAAACGAAAGGCAGAUAUGAGUAGUAAUAAUACUAAUAAUACAGAGGGAGAAAGUAAAAAUACUGAACCAGAAAUUAAGACUACACGAACUCGUGGGUCAAGACGUAUUAGCAAUACGGAUUCAGAUGAUGCACCUCCGAAAACAAAAACGCCAAAAGUUGAAACUUCUACUAGAGUAACUCGAAGUAGAAAGAAAAAGAAUGAUAAACAAGAAGCAGGAAGUGGUAUUACUAAAACUCAGAAAACAACAAAAAUCACCAAAACUGGUAAAGUUCAAUAUCCUGUCAAAGAGUCACGGAAGUCAAUUGUAUCAACUUCGAAAAAUAUUUCCAAAAAUACCAAAAAUAAAUCAUCUAAUGAAUCACCUGCUCCUCCUCCAAUAAUUCGACAACGAGUUACCACAUUUAUUGCGCCCAAUACAGCUAUGCCAACAGGAUCACGUAAGAGUUCGCGAUCAGCAUUAGCAUUUGGGUCUAAAAUUUCAUCAAAGAUUUUAAUUAAACAAGAAUUUUCAUUACCAGAGACAAUGUUUGGUGAAAUGAUGAAAGAACGAGAGAAAUUGAGAAUUCUUGAAUAUCAACGACAACUAGAUGUAGUCAAAGAAAAUGAUACGAUGGCUAAAGAAACUAAAAUAUAA
Molecule: messenger RNA, 1356 nt
Organism: Diversispora eburnea
Lineage: Eukaryota; Fungi; Glomeromycota; Glomeromycetes; Diversisporales; Diversisporaceae
Source: the annotation of a GenBank genome assembly